This is a messenger RNA of Lagenorhynchus albirostris (white-beaked dolphin), 4589 nucleotides long. RefSeq names its product chromosome 2 C1orf74 homolog (gene C2H1orf74). The record is from RefSeq and is a predicted model, not a curated record. The transcript is spliced from 2 exons. Bases 615 to 1406 code for a protein of 263 amino acids. Lineage: Eukaryota; Metazoa; Chordata; Mammalia; Artiodactyla; Delphinidae.
GAAAGUACAUUUCUCCAGAGACGAAUCAAAGCGUGCUUUUGCGUCGAGUGCCCUGCUUCCGCCUUCCGGGUCAAACGGGACACUGGACUUAACACAGAAGGAGGGCAAGCGGCGGAGCCGAGGGCGGGCGGCGGCGGGAUACUAGCUUCACCCGCCUCUUUCCAUUCCUACGCAGACGGGUGGGGCCCACAUCUGCGUAAGAAUGGAAAGGGGCCGGAAGGGGCCGGGCCGCAGGCGCCCAGACUUCCGGCACUCAGCCGGGCUGCCCUGCGGGUAGUUCUAACGCGAGGCGCGCGAGCGGACUGGGUGACGUCAAGGAAGGCAGUGGGGCGGGGGACGUGUUGGGCAUGCGCAAUAGAUUGACUUCGCCCACCCUGGCCCCGCCGCGGUAAGGACCUGGCCACGCGGGUGGGAUUUCCAGUUUUGUGGCAGAGGGCGGGCGCCUAGCGGCUUUCUUGGCAGCGGGCAGGAAACUGGCAGGAGUUCCUGAGCCUGAACGUGCAGCGGAAGUAGAAGAACGCCCUUCUUCAAGUGUCUGGAGCUCAGAGAUGCAGCCCAGGGGAGGGAAAUGUGACUAGUUGAGGAGGCCAUGCUUACUGUUGCUGCCAGGUCCCAUGUCAGCACCAAGUCCUCAGCUGCUGGUGGCAGCUGCUCAGCAGACCCUGGGCAUGGGAGAGAGACGAGGCCCACCCCGAGCUGUCUGCCUUCAUCUAGCCGGAGAGGUGCUGGCUGUGGCCAGGGGACUGAAGCCAGCUCUGCUCUAUGAUUGCAACUGUGCAGGGGCAGCGGAGCUCCAGAGCUAUCUGGAGGAGCUGCAGGGCCUGGGCUUCCCGGCCCAGGGACUUCACAUCCUUGAGAUUGGAGAAAACAGCCUGAUUGUCCUUCCGGAGCAGGUGUGUCGGCACUUGGAGCAGGUGCUGCUUGGUACCAUAGUCUUUGUGGAUGUUUCCAGCUCUCAACUUCACCCUUCCAUCUGCUCCCUGGACCAGCUUCAGGACUUAAAGGCCCUCGUGGCUGAGAUCAUCACACAUUUGCAGGGGCCACGGAGGAACCAAUCCCUGGCAGUCUCCUGCAGCAGGCUCCGUUCCUCAGACUGGAAUCUCUGUACUGUGUUUGGGAUCCUCCUGGGCUAUCCCGUCCCCUAUACUUUUCACAUGAACCAGAGAGGUGACAACUGCUUAGCCCAGACUCCACUACGGGUGUUCACCGCCCGGAUCUCAUGGCUACGUGGUCAACCACCAGUCUUGCUCUAUUCCUUUAGUGUCCCAGAGAGCUUGUUCCCAUCCUUGAGGAACAUUCUAAACACUUGGGAGAAGGACCUUAGAACUCGAUGUAGGACUCAGAAUGACUUCGCUGACCUCAGCAUCUCCUCUGAGAUAGUCACACUGCCGGCUGUGGCGCUCUGACUUUAACUCUUUUCCUGUGUAGAAGGAGCCCGGUAAAUGAUCAGCUCUAGGUCAGAGAUGGCACACAGGAAUCAUCUCAAGUGCCAAUUCCAAGCAUCUCGGGGACCUAGGGAAGAAUGCUGUAAUAAAUUUGCCAUUUUUAUGCUGAACUGGACUAGGGAGAGUAGACCAGGAUGCUUCAGGAAUAAACAGAGUUCUUUGGAACAGAGGCCAUUAGGUGAAGUUUGUUUAUUUUUACAGCAGGUUAAAAAAAUGAGAGUCAGAAAUCUCAGUUGAGUUGGAAAAACCCACACAUUAAAGUACCCAGACCUGAGUUUUUUACUGAAUUUCUUGCUUCUGAUUUUCACCCAAGGCAGCUGUCACCAGUUAUUCAGAGCUUCAGGCUGUCCUUAUUGGCCAGGAACACUGCCACUGCUAUAGCAAUCAGUGCCAUCAGCAUCAGAAGCCAUCGGCCACAUUGCCUUUGUGAGGAGGGAGGGGGAGAGAAGAGAAAGAGGCCAUGGGUUGGUCAGAGAAGAUGCAGGCAAAAAUAAUCUUCCUUCUUCCCAUUCUAGCCCAGUGGAAAACCUUGGGUUGGUGGAGGAGAAAAAGCUUUUUAUAUCUCUGUCUCUCUCACUUUGCCACCUCCCUUGGGAUAAAACCACUUUCCAGUGGUCACUGGCCCAGCGAACCACAGCCAGCGGGGGCCAGGUACUUCAAUACUGAUAUGAAUAAUCAAAAGUGGAAAAUAACUCAGCAAAAUUGUAUUCUGUUUAUAUUCCUUUUCUCGUCACUCUGUCCUUGCCGCUAUACUCAUAAUAGACUAAAAGAACACCGUUUCAUACUUCAGCUAGUAGUAAGUUUUUCCCUUCAGGCUCAGGCUUUCCAUGAAAAUUAGGCUUGGAGGCAUGAGCCAGUGUUUCUUUACAUGGUUGCUAUACUCUCAGUACAGUAUAAACCAAGCUGAACGGGGCCGGCUGGUCAGAUGUUGGCAGGGGCUGAACAAUUUUAUGGGCAAGAUUUGGCUAAAGGAGGAAUCGUCCCACGAUCACCUAGGGCUGUAGGGGAGGAUAGACCCUCUUACUCUGGGAGGCAGCUGCUGGCUCUGGUUCAGCUCUUCUCGACAAUGCUGCAGCUUACGCAGGCAGGAGAGAUACUCAUCACUGAGGUUGUCUAAUUCUGAAUGCAGUUCUUUGCACUGUGUGGGGGCGGGGGGGGAGGGGCGUUGCGGGAGAACACCACCAAGGUCAUCAAGACAGUUCUGUCAGGGACAGAGCCCAGGUAGGGGAGAGGGCCCUGUGUAAGUUGCCCUGUCAUUCAUUUGGAAUUUUUACCUCCAUCCUCCCUUCCCAGCUUUUCUCAGAGCUUUCAGUUUGCCUUCUGACUGUCUCACCUAGUUUGUUUGUAAUGUGUUCAUUUAAAUGAUUGAUUAUAAUGCAUAUUAUUAUAUAUCACACAUGUGUGACAGUUGUAUGUGCCAGUGCUUUGUAAAUGGAGACACACAAAAAUGAAGUUCCUAUAGCACACACAACCUGGAAGAGAUCUUAGUGCAAGUCUCUUUGCUGGGAACUAGUUGCAUGUGAACACUUCAGGAGCUACGUAUUUCUGUGAGUAUGGAAGAUAGGAAGAGAUAGGCAGAGUUUUGUUAUUUAAAAGACACUGUAUAAAGUUUUAAGAUGCUCAAUGUAGGACAAAGUUUGAGGAGUUAAUGUGUUUGUUAAAUGUGUUUGAGUUUAGGUUGACUUUCUGAAAAGUAACUCUUUAGUAAAACCUUGAAUAAGGGUUGGUAUAAACAAGAGAAAAGAUUGACAGGUUAACCCGAAAGCAAAGAUGUUUUAUUCAGGCCUAAAUGAAUACCUGCAGGCACCCAAUCACAACUUAAGCUCAGAAAUGCCUGUUGUCUGGCUGCCUCCCAGCAGUGUCCCUGUCACUGUAGGAUGAGCCCCUUACUAUCGGAGGUCACCAUCUCACCUCCUUUUCCUUGGCCAAGAGCUGCAAAGUUUUCUUUUGGAGCUGGUCUCUGAAAUCCCAGUCCUUCUCCUUCCCUGGACCACUUCGUUAUGGGAGGGCUUUGGACUCCACCCAGGCAAAGCCUGAUCUAAAAAAUCAGCCAGAAUUGCAGUGAAAGUGAGGCCCAUACCUCUGAGGAAUGGUCCCUACACACUGAGAGAAGCCCUAAGCGGGAGGGAAUAAGGAAGGGCCUGUCCCUGGCCAGACCGUGUGGAUUGCAAUUCUCUGACUUUUAAAGAACAUCCAUUGGGAUCCUGCCCAGACUGGACAGAGAGUGGGAAUUUGAGCCCCUUGAGGGCAAGGUUGGCAUUUUACUUUUGUCUGUAUCUCUAGUCCUGUCUAAAGCCAGAUACUUUUAGAAAAUACUCAUUAAUUUAGUUUCUUUGGUUGCAUGUCACAUCUUUUAGACUGGGAGGUUUGCUGGAUGCUUCAGUAUAACUCCAUUUUCCUUCUGUCCUUGUUUCAAAAUGGUGAGAUGAGAAUGGCAGUCAUGUAACGCAUCUUCAUGUAGUUAAAGAUGGUUUUUCAGCCACCUGGCAGUCUGCAUCGUGGUGAAGAGAGCCCUGGCCUGGGAGUCAGAAAUUCUGGAUUGUGGUCAUAGCUGUGUCCUUAAUUUGUAUGACCACAGACCUUCACUGACCUUCAUUUUCUUAUCCAUCGUAUGUGGGCAUAAUACUUCCUUCUUUAUAUUCUACCCAGUGAUUGUGAUGACAAAACAGAGGGCCAUGUGCAGUGGAUAAAUGAGGAGCUUUUGCCCCUCCAGAUGUAUGAUGAAUUCUUCUCAGGAAGCUAAGGCAGCAGACUUGAGGGCUGAGAGUGAGGUGACUGUUCCAUGUGACGUGGUUUCUACGUGGGGAGCUGGAUGUGGUUUGGAAAGUUAAGGGUAAAAAUUAACAUAAAAUCCUGAGUUCAAAAUCAGUUUAUUGAAAUAGUCAAUGCAGACAUAUGUUUUCAGAGGGAGUAGGAAUCCUUUUCACAGUUUAUAUACCUCUCAGGAUAGGAGGCUAACUAAACUAUUCUCAGAGCCAGUGAUGAGUCCUUAAAAUGGCCCUCUAGCUCCCUGACCUAAUAGACUCCCAGAACUGGGUGGGACUCCAAGAGGUCAUGUAGUCCAUCCCUCUGUCUCUAGGCGGACAGGGAAAGGGCAAUAUCUUAGAAUUUGUGGAAAUAAAUUUGCUGACCUUUCUUUGUUAA